This is a messenger RNA of Metopolophium dirhodum (rose-grain aphid), 1322 nucleotides long. RefSeq lists its product as uncharacterized. Gene Ontology annotation, biological process: regulation of transcription by RNA polymerase II. The record is from RefSeq and is a predicted model, not a curated record. Lineage: Eukaryota; Metazoa; Arthropoda; Insecta; Hemiptera; Aphididae. Gene Ontology annotation, cellular component: nucleus; transcription regulator complex. The coding region runs from base 278 to 1162 and encodes 294 amino acids. The transcript is spliced from 2 exons.
CGGUUCGGUGCGUAUUCGAUUCGUUUUCGGAAGCCGCCGGAAAAGUGUGAAACGGUGAUACGGUGUGUGUUCGGUACCUAAUAGAUAACUGAUAGAACCGAAAAGCCCCUCGACACGAAUCGGUUUCGUUCGGUUUCCAUUCGGGUCCAGAGUUCACAAAAGCAAUUAGUCGUUUACACACAUACGGUUUAGUUUCGGUUCGGUCACGUUUUCGGCAAGGGAAAAUAUUAUUUCAUUUUCAUUUUCUCAUUUUAAAUUUUGUAAUUUACAUUUGGCAAUGUCUGAUUCACUUGACAUUGAUAUUGAGCGGCUGAUUACAUCAGUCCAAUCACGUGUAGUGCUGUGGGACAAAACAAGUGAAAAGUAUAAAGAUAAAUUUAAGACGCUGGAAGCAUGGAAAGCUGUUUGUACGGAAAUCGUAGACGGCUACGAAGAUUUUGACGACUCUAAAAAAAAUGAUAUCGGUAAACAUGUUCUAAAAAAGUGGACGCAAGUGAGAGACUCGUACCGAAAAUCAUUAGGAAAAACUAAGGCUGCUAAGAAAUCGGGAUCUGGGGUGGUAAAAGUAAAAGCCUACGUUUAUUCAUCUCAGUUGCAAUUCCUUGACAAAAUAUUCGAAGAAAGAAAUACAGAAGACACUUUGUCACAAAAUAUUGACGAUUGUGGUGAUGAGGAUGCCAUGGUUGAAACAGGAGAGAACCCUGUGGAACAAGUUCCAAGUACAUCGAGUGAUGGAGCGGCUGAAAAACCUAAAUCACCUUUCAAAAAACCCGUUACCAAGAAACGAAAAAUGGAUCCUGUUGAAUUAGAAAUGAUUUCAGCCUUAAGAGAACCAGUAAAUCGGCACCUCUCAUUUUUCAAAGGAUUACUCCCUUCUCUUGAAGAUUUUAAUGAAUUUGAUACAAUUGAUUUUCAAAUGGAGGUAUUGAAAAUCGUUAAGAACAUCAGGGAGCGGAAGUAUCAGCAGCAGACACAACCGGUCUACAACCAACAUCAUCCACCUUUAUGUAGUAGUUCAGUUUCCCAGCUACAAACUGAACCGCAAAUAUCCGCUGGUCAAUACUAUGAGAAAACUGCCCACUAUCUUUCAAGCCCAAACCCUAGCUACAGCUCCCAUUCGGUUUCCGAUGAUAGUUCAGAUUAUUUAUUUAAUUUAAAUUGAAAUAUGUAACCAAAUAUAUUAUAUUAUAUAAUUAUAAUAUUUAAUUUCGUUAUUUAUUUGUAAUUUCAAAAUAUAAUUAUCAAAAUAUUAUUUUAUUUCAAAAUAAAUGUAUUUCUGUUUAAUUGUUCAUUCUAAUAAUUGAUCUUAUUGACUUACCUCA